GCUGGACCGCUGGAGUGCCACCUUUCCCCUUCCCCUCGCUCUCCCGGCCCCCCUCGCCCACCCUGCCGCCGUGCCGUACUUCUCCUCGGCGGCUCCCAGUCCUAAUUACCUCCCCGCCCGCGCACGACAGCGGCUCCCAGUAGCCCCCCCUAGCCACCCCCGACGGCGACUCCCACUACCCACCCUACCCACAGACCCAUCCCCUUUCCCCACGCGCGUCGGCCCCCAUCGCCGUCCCAGUUCAACCUCACCGCGUCCCCGCCGUCUGCACCCCGUCCACAAUUUCGGCCAUUGGAUUCCGAGAGAUAAUUUUGGUGUGGUCGAUCGAGACCGACCUGAGUUUGCUUGGAGCAGCCUGGUGAGGUCUUAUGCUGCCUUCUCAGGAUGAAAGGCGGUGUUCUGCAUAGGCUCCUUGUCAACAAGCUAUGCUUGGGCCUUUUAUUAGUUCUCCUCGUUGUGCCGAUUGUCAUUUUGUUGCUGGGCACAACUCCAGAACAGCUGAAAGUUCUCUCCCAAGGUUUCCUACAGCAGCCUGAACUGGAACAUAUUGGAGAUAAUGUAUCAGCUCUAGUUGUGCCUGCAGGUCCAGCUUAUAACGACGACACUCACACGAGUAUAACCAGACGGAACAAACAGAACAAAGACUGUAACUAUGCAAAGGGAAAGUGGGUAGCAGAUGAGAAACGGCCACUCUAUUCAGGCAAUGAGUGCAAGCAAUGGCUGUCGAAAAUGUGGGCUUGUCGAAUGAUGCAACGCACAGAUUUCUUCUAUGAGAGUUACCGGUGGCAGCCGCACGGCUGUGAGAUGCCUGAGUUUUCAGGGCCUAACUUGUUGAGCAGGUUGAGGCAUAAAACUCUUGCUUUUGUGGGUGAUUCCCUCGGGAGACAGCAAUUUCAGUCCAUCAUGUGUAUAGCAACUGGUGGUAAAUACAGCCCAGAUGUUGAAGAUGUUGGUUGGAAAUAUGGCCUUGUCAAAGCUCCAGGUGCUUUAAGACCUGAUGGGUGGGCUUAUCGAUUUCCAGAGACUAACACCACUAUCCUUUACUACUGGUCUGCUAGCCUAUCUGAAUUGGAACCUUUGAACACAACAAAUUCAGUGACUAGCUAUGCGUUGCAUCUUGAUCGGCCAGUAACAUUCCUGAAGAAGUAUUUCCAUGGUUUUGAUGUUCUAGUACUUAACACAGGUCAUCACUGGAACAGAGGGAAAUUCAGUGGAAAUCAUUGGGAAUUGUAUGCCAAUGGGGAGCCUGUAGGGAAAGGUAGACUUGCAGAUCUCAACCGUGCAAAGAAUCUUACACUGUAUAGCAUUGCCAGGUGGGUGCAUUCAGAACUCGCAAGCCGUCCUCAGAUGAAAGCUUUUCUGAGGACAAUGUCACCGAGGCAUUUUGUAAAUGGCGAUUGGAACACUGGUGGAAGUUGUGGUAAUAGCGUUCCCUUUUCUAAUGGAAGUGAGGUCUUGCAGGAUCAUUCAAGUGACUUGCCUGCAGAGUGUGCUGUAAAUGGAACUCAGGUUAAGCUUUUGGAUAUUACAGCUAUCUCACAAUUACGAGAUGAGGGGCACAUCUCAAAUCGUACUUUCAGAGCUCCAACAGGCAUUCAUGAUUGCUUGCACUGGUGCCUUCCUGGUAUACCAGAUAUGUGGAAUGAGCUUCUCUUUGCACAGAUUUAGUACCUGUAUACUGCACUUCAGUAAGGGCAUUUUCCUCCCAGAGGCCCAAGAAUCUAUUAAUGUUCCUGCUGGUGGUCUGUACAGGGUGAACUGCUUUCUACCAGUGUUAUUUGUGAACCAUCCAUGCGCAGGCGAUGUUUUUGGUCAUCCAUCCAUGCGUAGGUGGUUAACGGUGUCAAGAUGAUAGCAUUCUUUCCAGUGUAUUUCUCUUCAUAUUCUUAGCCCCGUUUCAGACCAGAUGCGGAAUUAGCUGCUACAGAGCCAUGUGUAGUGCUCCCCAGGCACGUCAAACCCUUUUCUUUUCUGUAAAAUGCCACUAUAUUUCCAGUUUACAAUGUGCAGCAUAUAUUCUGUAAAAAUGUUCAUACAAGUUGACCAAAGUUUUAGAUUAUAAAUAUAAAGUGGAACUUUUGGUUGAGUCUA
Messenger RNA from Aegilops tauschii subsp. strangulata, 2091 nucleotides. RefSeq names its product protein trichome birefringence-like 14. Gene Ontology annotation, cellular component: Golgi apparatus. NCBI's taxonomy places the organism in Eukaryota, Viridiplantae, Streptophyta, Magnoliopsida, Poales, Poaceae. Gene Ontology annotation, molecular function: O-acetyltransferase activity. The record is from RefSeq and is a predicted model, not a curated record.